AUGCCGUGCGGUGCCGCCGGGGCGCUGCUCCUGGCCGUGGCCUUGGGGCUCGGGGCGCCCGGGGCGCGGGGCGCGGUGGCCCUGGCCGACUUCUACCCGUUCGGCGCGGAGCACGGCGACGCUGUCACCCCGAAGCAGGACGACGGCGGCUCGGGGCUGCGGCCGCUCUCCGUGCCCUUCCCGUUCUUCGGCGCCGAACACUCCGGACUCUACGUGAACAACAAUGGGAUCAUCUCCUUCCUGAAGGAGGUUUCUCAGUUCACCCCAGUGGCCUUUCCCAUCGCCAAGGACCGCUGUGUGGUGGCGGCCUUCUGGGCGGAUGUGGACAACCGGCGUGCAGGGGAUGUGUACUACCGGGAGGCCACCGACCCAGCCAUGCUGCGCAGAGCCACGGACGAUGUCAGACGCUACUUCCCCGAGCUGCCGGACUUUUCUGCCACCUGGGUGUUCAUUGCCACCUGGAACCGCGUGACCUUCUUCGGAGGCAGCUCCUCCUCCCCCGUGAACACGUUCCAGAUUGUGCUUAUUACGGACGGCAAGUUCUCUUUCACCAUCUUCAACUACGAGUCCAUCACGUGGACCACAGGCACACACGCCAGCAGUGGGGGUGACGCCUCUGGCCUGGGGGGCAUCGCGGCCCAGGCCGGCUUCAACGCGGGAGAUGGGCGGCGCUACUUCAAUAUCCCAGGCUCGCGCACCUCGGAUAUGGCGGAGGUGGAGACCAGCACCAACGUGGGCGUGCCCGGGCGCUGGGCGUUCAGAAUCGAUGAUGCCCAGGUGCGCGUGGGGGGCUGCGCCCAUGCAACCUCUGUGUGCCUGGCUCUGCGCCCCUGCCUCAACGGUGGGAAGUGCAUUGACGACUGCGUCACGGGCAACCCCUCCUACACCUGCUCCUGCCUCUCCGGCUUCACAGGGAGGAGGUGCCAACUGGACGUGAAUGAGUGUGCUUCCCACCCCUGUCAGAAUGGAGGGACCUGCACACACGGCAUCAACAGCUUCAGCUGCCAGUGCCCAGCUGGCUUCGGGGGACCCACCUGUGAGACAGCACAAUCUCCAUGUGACACCAAAGGGUGUGUGAAUGGCGGCCGGUGCCAGGUGGUCAGCGGCUCCGCGGUGUGUGAGUGCCCAGGGGGCUACACGGGCAACACCUGUGAGACAGACGUGGACGAAUGCGGCUCCAGCCCCUGCCUGAACGGAGCCUCAUGUGUCGACCUUGUGGGGAACUUCACCUGUCUGUGCACAGGGCCCUUCGAGGGACCACGCUGCGAGGCAGGAAUCCAGCCAGUGCCUGACCCAUGCCUCUCGGCCCCUUGCCAGAACGGGGGCACCUGUGUCGACGCAGAUGAGGGCUACGUGUGCGAGUGCCCCGAAGGCUUCAUGGGCCUCGACUGCAGGGACAGAACCCCUGAUGACUGUGAGUGCCGAAAUGGCGGCAGAUGUCUCGCGGGCAAUACUACCCUCUGCCAGUGCCCCCUGGGCUUCUUUGGGCUCCUCUGCGAAUUUGAAGUCACAGCCACGCCCUGCAACAUGAACACCCAGUGCCCCGAUGGCGGCUACUGCAUGGAGUACAGCGGGAGCUACCUGUGCGUCUGCCACACUGACCACAACAUCAGCCACUCACUGCCCUCACCCUGUGACUCCGACCCUUGCUUCAACGGAGGCUCCUGUGAGGCCCAGGACGACUCCUACACAUGCGAGUGUCCACGUGGGUUCCAUGGCAGGCACUGUGAGAAAGUCCGGCCACGCCUGUGCAGCUCAGGCCCCUGCCGGAACGGGGGCACCUGCAAGGAAGCAGGCGGCGAGUACCAUUGCAACUGCCCUUACCGCUUCACCGGGAGGCACUGUGAGAUCGGGAAGCCAGACUCCUGCGCCUCCGGCCCCUGUCACAAUGGUGGCACCUGCUUCCACUACAUCGGCAAAUACAAGUGUGACUGUCCCCCAGGCUUCUCUGGGCGGCACUGUGAGAUAGCCCCCUCCCCCUGCUCCCGGAGCCCCUGUGUGAAUGGGGGUACCUGCGAGGACCUGGGCACAGAUUUCUCCUGCCGCUGCCAAGCUGGCUACACAGGACGCCGGUGCCAGGCGGAAAUUGAUGAGUGCAGAUCCCAGCCAUGCCUGCACGGGGGCUCCUGCCAGGAUCGAGUCGCCGGGUACCUGUGUGUCUGCAGCCCAGGGCAUGAAGGAGCCCACUGUGAGCUAGACACAGAUGAGUGCCAGGCACAGCCCUGCAGAAACGGAGGCUCCUGUAGGGACCUCCCAGGAGCCUUUGUGUGCCAGUGCCCCGCAGGCUUCACUGGAGUCCACUGCGAGACAGAGGUGGAUGCCUGCGACUCCAGCCCCUGCCAGCAUGGAGGCCAGUGCAAGAACGGUGGCGGGGCCUACCUGUGUGUCUGCCCAGAGGGUUUCUUCGGCUAUCACUGUGAGACAGUGAGUGAUCCCUGUUUCUCCAGCCCCUGUGGGGGUCGUGGCUACUGCCUGGCCAGCAAUGGGUCCCACAGCUGUACCUGCAAAGUGGGCUACACAGGCAAGGACUGUGCCAAAGAGCUCUUCCCACCAACGGCCCUCAAGGUGGACCAAGUGGAGGAAAGUGGGGUCACCAUCUCCUGGCACCCCCCCGAAGGCCAGGCCGCCAGGCAGAUGCUGGAUGGGUAUGCGGUCACCUACGCCUCCGCUGACGGCUCCUUCCGCCGCACCGACUUCGUGGACCAGAGCCGCUCCUCCCACCAGCUCCGAGCCCUGGGGGCCGGCAGGGCCUACAACAUCUCCAUCUUCUCCGUCAAGCGCCACGCUAACAAUAGGAAUGACAUCAGCAGGCCCCUGGUGCUGCUUACCCGCACGCGCCCCCGCCCUGUCGAAGGCCUUGAGGUCACCAAUGUGACGGCCAGCGCCAUCUCCGUGCGGUGGGCUCUACAUAGGAUACGACAUGCCACUGUCAGCAGUGUCCGUGUGUCCAUCCGCCAUCCUGAGGCCCGAGAGGACCAGUCCACCGAUGUGGACAAAAGUGUGGACACGUUCACGUUCAGUACCCUACUUCCUGGAAGGAGGUACACCGUCCAAGUGACCGCCCUCAGUGGGCUCGGGGCACUGGAGCGCCCUACUGAGAGCGUGGCCUCCGCUCCAUUGCACGUGUGGACCCGGCCUCUGCCGCCAGCAAACCUGACUGCCACCCGAGUCACGGCCACCUCUGCCCAUGUGGUCUGGGAUGCACCCACUCCAGGCACCUCAUUGGAAGCAUACAUCAUCAAUGUGACCACCAGCCAGAGCACCAAGAGCCGCUACGUCCCCAAUGGGAGGCUGGUGUCCUACACGAUACGGGACCUGGUGCCCGGGCGGCGGUACCAGCUCUCAGUGACAGCCGUGCAGAGCACAGAGGGUGACCAGCUGCACAGCGAGCCUGCUCACCUCUACAUCAUCACCUCCCCAAGGGAUGGCGCCAACAGACGCUGGCACCGAGAAGGACUCCCCCCACGGGUGCUCAGAAACAGACCAGUCCCAGCGCGCCUGCCGGAGCUGCGUCUACUCAAUGACCGCGGGGCCCUCGAAAUGCCAACACAGGACCCCAGGUUCUCGGAGCUCGUAGACGGCAGAGGACGAGUGAGUGCCAAGUUCAGUGGCUCACCUGGCAAGUCGGUCACGGUGAGAUCACAACCCACAGCUCUGGUGCAACUCGAGGACACUCCUCAGCAGGUCAGCCUGGCCCUGCAGCACCCCAAACAUGAUGGCGACAAGGAUGUGGGAAACACCCCUGGAAACUGCACAGAAAACCCCUGUCAGAACGGAGGCACCUGCGUGCCAGGCGUGGAUGCCCACAGCUGUGACUGCAGCCCAGGGUUCAAGGGCAGGCGCUGUGAGCUCGCCUGUAAAAAGCAGCCCCAGCCCUGCACACGCCUGUUCUCGGAGACAAAGUCCCUGCCAGUCUGGGAAGGAGGUGUCUGUCACCACGUGUAUAAACGAGUCUACAAGGUACACCAGGAUAUCUGCUUCAAAGAGAGCUGUGAGAGCACAAGCAUCAAGAAAACCCCAAGCAGGAAACGAAGUAACAGUGCAACACUGAAAACAGCGUAG
Messenger RNA from Pipistrellus nathusii (Nathusius's pipistrelle), 4062 nucleotides. NCBI's taxonomy places the organism in Eukaryota, Metazoa, Chordata, Mammalia, Chiroptera, Vespertilionidae. The record is from the annotation of a GenBank genome assembly.